AAAAAUUGGUGAAAUUUGGACGGUUUGUAUUGAAUUAACUCACAACUUCCCCUUUCUCUCUCAUCCUCUUCUUCUUCUUCCAUUUUUACUUCACUGACACACUCCUCCUUAGUCCUUACCUUCCCCCAAUCUCCUCGAUUUCCCUCUUUUUCAUCUUCUAAUUUCUCCCAAAUUCAUCGCUUUUUCGUUUCUAACUAUAAUUCCAAUUUCCCCCGAUGAUUUUCAACACUAUUCUCAAUUUUAGGGUUCUAUUCAUUUCAAUCUCUUCUUUUAGGGAUUUGAUCGUCUUAUCUCCUUUCAAGUAACAUCCAAUUUCGAUAUGAUCGUCUGCUUCUUUGCAGUUUUUUUCUCUAUGAUUGCGCGAUUUUCUAUUCUAAUGAUCGUUCUAGGGUUUUUUUCCGCUUGAUCUUCCUGCUACUGUUCAUUCAGUUGGCACUGCAGAGAGCUGAGGGAGAGAGAGCAAAUGAGAAAUAGCGAGCUUACCUUGCCACAGAUAUAGCUGCAAAAGAAACUUGAGAAGAUGCUACUGAAAUAAACUAGUGCUAGAACUUGAAAAACAUUAACUGGAUUUAUCAGGUCUAUGUGAUCACCUUGAAGUUAUAAAGAGGCAAUGAAGGUGACAGGAACUGCACAGAAUCGAGCCAAGCAAUUUGAAGAGGCACAUUGGUCAAGGAAGCAGUACUUAGACACUGCUAGGGGACACUACUUGAGUGCACUUGCUGGGCUGAGUGGUGGAAAGAAAGAACUAACAAAAAUAUCUCAUAGUAGUGAUUCAUCUUUGCUUUUGGAAGACAAUGCCAUCAACCAAGAAGCAAAAGCUGAACGAGCAUCCACACCAGGAGAACAAGAGCAGGCAAAGACCUUCACCGAAAUAGACGUACAAAUGCAAUUGCCUAACAGAGUCCUCAAAGCAUCUGAAAAUGAUUUGCACGCUGUGAAAUUACAGUUACAUAAAAACCUUACUAGAAAUUGCAAAUCUCAAAUCACUGAAAUGAUUUGUAAACUUAAGAGUAUCAGAAAGGAGUUGGAUAGCAAUGAUGCGGCCGAUUUAAAAUCUACGACAAUUGCCUCAUUAGAGUCUGAUGAUGCUAAGGAGUCAUUGCCAAAGAAAAUGGUAGAGAAUAGCUCCCUCCACAGGAUGGUAGAGUCUCUUAAAGCUGAGCUAGAAAAUUGGAAGAAGGAACAUGCAGAAUUAGAUGGUAUUGAUGCAGGAGCAGAAUUUGUGGCAAGAAAUUCGCAUUUCAGGCUAUUUACAAGCAAAACCGAGAAUGGAGGUUGUCUUGAAAUGAGAAAUAAAACUAGACAGACUUCUGAAGAGGUAACUCAGGAUAAAGAUGAAGCAAAUGACUUGAAGAUCAAGUCUAAAGGUCUUAAACGGGAACAUGGUGCCACAAAAUUCUGUAAAGAAGGGGAGAAGAGGCCGAGAAUUGUUCUUGGUGUUGAUGAAGUAAAGGAGGGUACAGAGAGCGCAGUUGAUCAGGCUAAAAGCUUUCCUGAGGGAAUCUAUCCUUUAAGUGUAUCAACGUCUGAGUCUAGUGCCCGAAUCAUGAUUUCUGAAGAUGAGCUUGAGUCAUCAGGCCAGCAAGUGGGGAAGUCAGCGAGGUUAGAAAGGAGCACUUCAGUUGCAAGAACAGAAGGAAAUGAGGCGGAAAAAUGUGAUUAUGCUUCUGAAUUCUCUAUUCGAGACUUUGUCUUUUCUGCGCGGAAUAAAGACAUCAGCUUGAAUUGGCCCUUCUCUCAAAAAAAUCUGCAACUUUGCAUGAAGCAUGGUGUAAAGGAUGUAUUGCCUCCUUUUCAGCCUAUGAAAUCUCUUCGAGAUACUUCCACGAAAAGAUGCUUGGCUGAGAGAAGCUUGCACAGUGAAGAAAGUAAUCUUGACGGAAAGCAGCCAAUGCUGAAAAAUCAUCUUGUACCUGGCACGACUCUGCGAAUGGAUCAUUCAUGGAACCAGGAUCUUGCUGAAGGCUACAGGGAUUCAGAUUUAUUUCCUACUGGAGGGGAUAGAGGUUUGGCGUUUAAGACUCUUGCUGCUGCUAAUUCACAAUCAGAAGUGGGGUCGGUUUCUACUAGCAACCUUCCUUUGUCAGAAGUCUCAGAUGAACGAGAAGCUGUAGGUUCAGCUGCUAUUAACAAGAGGAACAGUUCAACAUCACAAGUAUCUAAUAAGAAGUGCAAAGUAACGAUGAAGAUGCACAAUAACAGUAAACGUAACCCACCUGAAGAUAUAACAUCUGCUUGUACUGUCCCUCCAGAAACAAUUUCUUCGAAGAUUUGCCCUGUCUGUGAGAACUUCUCGUCAUCUUCAAAUACCACUUUGAAUGCCCACAUUGAUCAAUGUCUUACUUCACAAUCUCCUCCAAUCUGGAUGAAGAGUUCUAAGCUAAUUAAGCCUAGAAUAAAACCAAGAAAGAUAAGAUUAAUGACUGAUAUCUGUGCAACUGCUCCCUGCUGCACUUUGGAAGAUUUGGAUAGAAGAAACGGUACUAACUGGGCCACGAAUGUAGAUUUCCCUUUGGAGGAUGCUGAGGUGCCUGUCGAACGGAGAAUUGCUGGAGUAUCAUCCAGAUGUCUUGUAAAUAAUGUUGAUGAUGCUUCUGUUUAUAUUGACUCAAGUGGCAGGAAAAUACGAAUUCUUUCGAAGUUUAAUGAUACACCACCACCAUCGUUUUCGAAGGCUAGAGAGGAUUUAAGACCAAGGAAGCAAUCAAUAAAGGGCAAGAGAAGCAAAUUUUUUUCACCAAAUAGGAAAAAGCAUCUUGCUAAACAUUUGAAGUAUCUAAAAGUCUCCCGCCAAAGGAAACGAUCUUUUUCUCUGAAGGUCAAGGGCCGCUCCACUAAAGCUUGUGAGACUGAAGAAGCUAUGGUGGCAGUGGGAGACAGGCAUAUAGAGCAGCAACAAUCCGUCUCAUCUGAUAAGAGACUCAAAGCUCAAGAACAGAACCAUCCCGGUGUUGCAGGGACUUCAAGUCGAUGGAAAUCGCUCAAGAUAUCUAAUUUGUUAAAGAACAGUGAUUCUGAAGCCAUUACUAAACUCUCGAGGUGCGACGUUCAAGCAGCAAAGGACUUGGUCAUUGGGAAUGGUCAAGUUGGGAUUGCUCAAUUGGAGCCCAGGAGGACGCCUGUCAAGAAGCAUUUGAAUUUUCCAAAGAGAUCUCUCUCUUCUAAACAGAGAAACUUGAGGACUCUUGUUAUUUACCCUGCUGGGAUGGACCAGAGCAGCGAGGCUUCUUUGAAAGGGAAGACUCUAGGUGGUCGCUCACUGAGAGGUGCAGUGCGUGGAAAGAUAGAGGCGUCUCAGAUACCUUUGAAUUUGGGAACUGAUCAGUUCAAAGGGGGUAUUGCUAAGGAAUCAACACCCAGGAUUUCAGAGACCACUACUGUUCCAGCUCCUGGUGGUGAAAGAGAAGUUGACAUCCAACCAAAUGCUUUACAAGUUGCUGAUAUUUCCGUUCCUACUAGCAUGAAACUGCUACAUAGUUGUCAAAUUGGCCUAUCUGAAGGAAGGAGGUUACGCAAUAAGACUAACAUGCUUUCACCCAAUCGCUCUGAUUUUCGUGCGUGCCAGGCUAAUUCUGACAAAAUGGGGUCUGCUCUUGAAGACUCUUGUGACUGCAGUGGAAAUGAAGAGACAGAAGCAUGGUCUGCUGAUAUUAUUCAACAGUCUGGUGCUAUGACUGACCACCCAAAAAGCAGCAGAUUAAGUGGCUUCCUUGGAAGAUCUAGCACGGUUAAAGUGAGACAAAAGCAAGCGUUGGAACAUGGUCAGGAUGGACAGAAAGACACCAACAGAAGUGAUGAACUUUCUGAUGACACCCAUGGUAAUUAUAGUUGUGUAAGAUCGGCCACAAAAGGUCUUCAUAAUGAUAGGGAUUUAAUUGCUUCCGUUUCAUCUUCCAGCUUUGCUGUUGGAGUGAAUGAGAUAAGUGUAAGGACCGUUUUGGAUUCUGAAGUAGAAACUAUUGCUGAUAUAUCUCCUCAGUCCGAACUACUGCAUUGUUCAGACAAGUUUCAGGGUGCUAUAUUCGGGGCUGAAACUUCAAGUCAACCUGAUCUGAGUGAUGCGCAUGAAAUGUUCUAUGGAAGAGUAGCUGACGCUGAGAGAUUGGAGCUGAAAACAGGAGAUUACAUUCUAAAUUUUGGGCAUGGAAGUUUUCCGGAAGUUGAUCCAAUACCCAUUCCAGGACCACCAGGAUCAGAUUUGCCUAGUUUCAGUGAUAUGGGCUCUGAAGAUCUACAUGAAAUUUCACCAAGUAAACCAUCCAGGGAUGGUGAUGAUGUGGUUGAUAAAGAUUUAUCGGAGUCCUUACUAUCUGCCACAUCCACUAUCUCAAGCUUGGUUAGAACAGAUGAUUUUACUUUUAACGAUCAAGAAUCUUUGAGUGCUUCUCUUUCAGUCCCUGAUAUUGUUAAUCCUGGGUGGUUAGGUGCCAGCUCUGGACCUUUGUCAGGGAUAUCAACUGUGUCUUCACAAUUUAGUAUUGCUGCCUGUGAAAGGGUCACUUGUGUCACUAGUUCUGAAAAAGGCAUGAAUAAUCUAGGAGGCGGCCCUGCCACGCUGAAUCAUGAUAACCAGCCAUGCUGUUGUUCCAAACAGAGCGAGUGUACUCAGAGUACUAUGAAUUCUAGGGAAUCUCAACUCCUGGGGUGGAGACCUACAACCUAUCAAAAUCUUUCCGGAGGGAAGCAUACAUAUUCCACCUCGGAUGGAUUGUCAAAUGAUUUUGAGGACAGAAGUGCAGUGUUCUCUUCCAGCAUCUACCAAAGGGUAGAGUCCGCCAACUUAUCUCAUUUUGUAGAAACCUCGCAACAGAGUCUUACAUCUCUGGAAACCACUGCAGAAGCAGCUGAUCCAUUUUUGAGAAGUGGUGAUUAUGAUUCUGCAUGUCCUGCUCCGAUUUUGCGGUUGAUGGGGAAGGAUUUAAUGGUCAGUAACAGGGUGGACGGUGAUCUGUCACGGUCUCGGGUGGCCAUUAAUGCCGGUAUGAAUAGGCUCGUGCAUCCUGUUACUGAAAUCACUUUCAGGGUAAACAGAAAUUGGCAUCCUCCGUCCUCACAGACUCCUGGUUUUAUGGAACCCCAGUCCUCCCAGAGUCCUGCUUUUGUGGAAACUCUCCAUGGGCAGGAUCCACAUAUUUUGUCUGCUCGGCAUUUUGAUGAUGGGUCAUCAAAUGUGAUACAAGGCUUUGAAGGCCAUAAUCGAGCAUUGGAGGACGUAUAUAUAAAUGAGCGCAUGCGUGGUAGUUUCUCUGUCCUUGGAGCAGCGCCUUUGCAAAGAUGAGUUUGGAAGCUUUGAUUUCAGUAUCAAUUCGAGGUGAAAGUUUCAUCCAGCAAUAUAUUGUUUGGAGAUUACAAAACUCAGGAAAAAGCUUCAUUCGGCGACGUCACAAAGACCACACGGGUGAGGCAUGGCAUCUCCUAGAAAACUUUGCCUAGUGUUCUGCCAUUUGGAUGCAGGGCCGUGUCUUUAAGCAUUGGGGGUUCGUAAUCUCGCAUUCAAAUUCGUCACGAAGUUGGCGUACAUAUGUAACUCUCACGUCAUUCGUAUCCAGCCUGUUGAGCAUGGACAUAAUUUAUGAAAAGGUUCAGAAGUUUUUCGCAUUUGCUGUCAGUACAUAUAGCGUGGCAAAUCCAUUCAAACUAUCAGGUCAUAUGUGACUUGUUUUUAUGGUGGUUGGAACAAACAUCUUAUAUUACAGAAACAAAACUCACAAAACCAAUUAUUGUUUUAUUGGUAUAACAACAUAUAUAAAUCAGCAAUAAGGAAGGGCCUUUUGUAGA
Beta vulgaris subsp. vulgaris (sugar beet) is the source of this 5778-nucleotide messenger RNA. RefSeq lists its product as hypothetical. The transcript is spliced from 4 exons. The record is from RefSeq and is a predicted model, not a curated record. The coding region runs from base 611 to 5278 and encodes 1555 amino acids. NCBI's taxonomy places the organism in Eukaryota, Viridiplantae, Streptophyta, Magnoliopsida, Caryophyllales, Amaranthaceae.